CUCGGAGCCAGAAGUCUCAAAAGAACAGUAAAGAUGCAACACUUGUUUAUCUCAGCUUUGCUGGCAGGUGCAGCUGUUACUACAGCAUGCGUACUCCCUACUGACACCCUCUCCAACAACAUCACUGAUGGCUUCGGGAUCCUGAUCCAGAAUCCUGAGUUUCCUGCCAUCCAUGACCACUAUAUGAUGCUAGACCCCGCUGGAGGUGGUGACAUGCAUUGGUUCGUUGCUGGAUCGCCGCCAGUCGGCAAUUCUGCGUUCAACCUAGUGCUCAUCGAAGGUGUACUCGAACAGGGUGUCAUCCACGCGGUCAUCGAUGGCGAGUAUGACCCAGUCGCCAACACGACCAAGAUAUUCAUGACGGAACGCACUGAUUAUCUGGCCUACUUUAGUCCAGUGUACGCCUGUGAUCCAGAUAACGACGAGCUACAGGUCGUACUUGCGUUUCAGGGUCGUGAAGACUUUGGGGAUGGUGGGCUGAUCUGCGUACGACCGUCCUACGACAAUAGUUAUGAGUUUCGAUACUCGCCUCCGGGUAAUACUGCGAUUGACCCAGGUCAAUGCAUUCCGGUGACAAUGGUUGUGGUACCUGCGGGCGAGGCGAGCACUUACCCUACCAGCGGCCCCUCCUCCUCAACCUCCAGCCUUGCACAAAGCACUCCCAGCACAACUAGCACCACCAGCACUACCUUCGCCAGCAGCAGCACCUCAAGCUCUGCGACGGCAUCCGCAACGCUACAGCACAAGCCUGUCGUUGGACCCUAUUCAUUUCUAGGUUGCUAUACGGAAGCUACUACCGGGCGUGCUCUUUCUGCCAAGUCCUCUUACGAUUACCCUGGCAUGACAGUAGAAGAGUGCGAGGCCGACUGCAUUGGUUACACCUAUUUUGGUGUUGAAUAUGGUGGAGAAUGUUAUUGCGGUAACACUAUUAAUGCUGGAUCUGUUUUAGCAGCUCUUACUGAUUGCAAAUUUAUUUGCCCUGGAAAUCCCUACGAAUACUGCGGUGCUGGUCUUAGACUUGAGAUGUAUGAGCUUGGAUCUGCUAUUGUCUCUGUGACUUCUUCGUCAUCCUCGUCCUCAUUAUCGUCCUCGUCCUCAUUAUCGUCCUCGCCCUUGUCAUCGUCCUCGUCCUUGUCAUCGUCCUUACCCUUGUCAUCGUCCUUGUCAUCGUCCUCGACCUCACCAUCCAUUAUUAGCACGUCAACGUCAAGCACCACCAGCAGCAGCGCCUCAAGCUCUACCACGGCAUCAACGCUACAGCACAAGCCUAUCGUUGGACCCUAUUCAUUUCUAGGUUGCUAUACAGAAGCUACUACCGGGCGUGCUCUUUCUGCCAAGUCUUCUUACGAUUACCCUGGAAUGACAGUAGAAGAGUGCGAGGCUAAUUGCAUUGGUUAUACCUAUUUUGGUAUUGAGUAUGGAGGAGAAUGUUAUUGCGGCAAUAUUAUUAAUGCUGGAUCCGUCUUAGCAGCUCUUACUGAUUGCAGCUUUAUCUGCCCUGGAAAUCCUUAUGAGUACUGUGGUGCUGGUUCUAGACUUGAGAUGUAUGAGCUUGGAUCUGCUAUUGGUAGCAGCCCCCUUCCAUACACCGACAUGACGGCCAACGGCUUUUCCUUUGUGGGCUGCGCCCCGGAGGCGAGUAACGCCGACGAUGGCCCAGCACGUACUCUUACUGGAACCCUCUACGCGGAUGACGCCAUGACGGACGGGGAGUGUAUGGCCUUCUGCAGCUCGCAGGGGUACGCGUUUGCCGGAACGGAGUAUGCCCGGGAAUGUUGGUGUGGCAAUUCCGUCGCCCCUGGUAGAGAGCCGCAGACGACGAUCGCGAGUCUGGCAAACUGUAACUACCCAUGCGGGGGCAACACGGCCCAAUACUGCGGUGGCUCUUCGUGGUUGAGUCUCUACCAGGCUUGCACUGCGGGAUCUGCUUGUGUUAAUGCGCAGUUCACUUAAACUUCUGCUGAAAGAUGGAAGAGACACGUUCGAGGCCAAAUCACGAACAUUUGAUAGCACUUGAUAAUACUCCUAAUAACCUCUUGAGCUAGAGUUUACUUCAACUUCUCAUCUGUAGAAUACAUCGG
Messenger RNA from Hyaloscypha bicolor E, 2081 nucleotides. Its product is annotated as WSC-domain-containing protein. The record is from RefSeq and is a predicted model, not a curated record. The transcript has 5 exons. NCBI's taxonomy places the organism in Eukaryota, Fungi, Ascomycota, Leotiomycetes, Helotiales, Hyaloscyphaceae. Bases 34 to 1953 code for a protein of 639 amino acids.